AAUCAGCAUAGUUUAUCGGGGAGGCAUCCAGAGAGUCUAGAAGAAUGUGGAAAGCGGGGUGAAGUUACUAUUGGGGACACGUCUAUAACCGGGCUUGCUUCUUUUUGAAUGUACUAAUUACAAUAAUAAGUAAUAACCAUCCUAGCGAUCCGCGAAGACAUAGAAACCCUAUUACUUGGAAGGCAAAAGAGUACGCAGAUCACAUGGCUCUCAACCCUCAGCUUUUUCCUAAUGGGAUGCCCGUUCCUUUUAUGAAUGAAAUUUCCGUCCUUGCCAGAGAUGGCGUCGAAUUUGAGGUAGAUAAGAUUCCCGGAGCUCAUGGUGGAAACUUUAAAGCGAAGGGAACAAUCUACUUGUCAAAUAUACGAAUGGUCUUUGUUGCAAAUAAGCCUGUUGGAAACAUUACUGCUUUUGAUAUGCCAUUGCUUUAUGUCCAUGGUGAAAAAUUUAACCAACCAAUAUUCUUUUGCAACAAUGUCUCUGGUCUUGUGGAGCCUGUAGUCCCAGAAAACCAGCAUAGGGCGCUUUACUCAACUCACUCUUUCAAGAUUUUGUUCAAGGAAGGGGGAUGUGGAACUUUUGUCCCACUAUUUUUUAACUUGAUCACUUCAGUGAGAAGGUACAAUGAACUAGCUGGUUCUGGGCCAGAGCUUCAAGUUGAUCCUUUACAGGCGGCACAGACUCCAGUUGAUGAGAUGAUGAGACAUGCGUAUGUUGAUCCCAAUGAUCCUACAAGAAUCUUUUUGCAGCAACCAACACCAGAAUCUCAGCUGAGGCGACGAACUUAUCACCCAGUUGAGGAUUCCAUAUAAUUUCUCUUGCAUAAAGGAUAAAAUUGUUUGGUUUUUAAGAAACCACAUUUAAUGCUAUAUUUGGGUUGUGUAAUAAAUUUUUAAGUAUGAUUCCCGCCUAUAAGUGUACUUUUUACUACAUCUUUAAACACUUACAAGUCUACAAAAUAUGUAUACUCAAUUGGAAGAAUUGUUGCAAUCAUCGCCCACGAUCAGAACUGGCCGGCAAAGGGGUUUUGGGGCCUGUUUUAUCAUGGGCAUGAGUGGAAUAUGUCAUGCCACCUUGAUGACUUCAAACUCCGUCUUUUCUAUGAUUUUGUGACACCUUUCUCU
Messenger RNA from Vitis riparia (riverbank grape), 1124 nucleotides. RefSeq names its product UPF0664 stress-induced protein C29B12.11c. The transcript has 5 exons. Lineage: Eukaryota; Viridiplantae; Streptophyta; Magnoliopsida; Vitales; Vitaceae. Gene Ontology annotation, biological process: positive regulation of DNA-templated transcription. Gene Ontology annotation, cellular component: nucleus. The coding region runs from base 204 to 812 and encodes 202 amino acids. Gene Ontology annotation, molecular function: transcription coactivator activity; chromatin DNA binding. The record is from RefSeq and is a predicted model, not a curated record.